CGUUUUUUAGGAAUGUGGAGAAAGAUAGGAGCAGACAUGUCAAACAUAGUAAGUCCAUACGUUUAAACCAAGAGGUCAAGGUUAGCAUUGAUAGAUCUGUAAGCUCAAAAUGGUAGAGCUCUCGUUACGAGAGGUUGGUGGUUCGAAUCCACCCAGAUCUGUUUUCACCUUCUUUACAUUAUCUUAAUUUUGAAUUUACUUUGUGUUGAUAUAUCAGUCCUUGUUCAAUAAGAACAUUUUUUUUUUUGGCACAAGGGAAAGAGGAACUGGUCAGGGCUGAAGCAGUGAUGAUGUUUACCUAUAUGACCUGGGUUACAAGUAAACAGUAACUCUUAACCACAUACGGUCGCACAAAGAAAUAUGUCCAUCACUAUGAUUAUCUGGAUUCUGUAUACGUCUUUUGGAUUUUGAACGAUAAAGAAAAAAAGAAGAAUAAUGGUUGAGCCCUAAAGUUUAUAUAUCAUAUACAUAGGAAUGAAGUAGGAAAUGGAUAAUAGAAAUGGACCGAAUGGAUUUCCAUAGUUUCUCUUGUGAGCUCCAUGAAGUUCACUCCGAUUUACUGAGAAUUUGAUGAUGAUAUCAGUCCGAUUUUCUAGCUAGCUCAUGUUGUGUUUUCGGUAAAUGGUGUUGUCGUUGUGACUGGUGAGAUAACCAGUGAAUUAUGUUAAUUGCGCUGUGUGCUAAAUUAUAUUCUUUUGCAGAAGAGAUAUAAAAAAGCUAUAAAUUAAGAAGCGUUAAGGGUCGGAUUGAUGUGACAUAGUAUAAUUUUAUGCUACUUAAUAAGAGCAUGAUUAAUGGAGAGACCCAUUUGAGAUUCUUAGAACAUAAUUUGACAUUUUUUGGUUAAGAGACGUCAACUUUGUAUCUUGUAUUUAGAAAGAUAUUUUUUAGUUUUAGAACCUCACCGUAAGAUAUCCCAUUGAUCAUGGUUUAACUGGUCUAUUGUAAAUGCUGUUGAUUUAAUCAAAGUUCAAAACCAUAUAUAAAUAUGCUAAUUAUAAUAUUUAAACUUUAACUGCCACAUAAAUUUGUAAACGUCCUUUCCACGUUACUAGCAUUUUUUCAUUAGACCUCUUGACUCUUGAGGUGGGAAUGUAAUCGCUCGCGUCACGACCAAACCCAUUGAUCCUUCUCUCUCUCUCUCUCUCUCUCUCUCUCUCUCUCUCUCUCUCUCGAUCACUAAUACAAAGAGAUCCGUAUUAUCAGGUUAGAUCCUCUUUGCAUUUUGAUUUUAAUUUUCACUCGGUUCUUGUUUCUCCAUCGUACGUGUUAUUGAAUUGAACAAGGCUCCUACUACUCUCAAGUUUCUCUCCACUAACGAAGGUUUUGAAGCAGUCCUCUUAGAGAUUAAAAGAUUUUUAAUCAAACAUGUUUAAGGGAAGGAGUGAUCACCAGCCUGAGGAUGAUUCUCAGCAAGAUAACAAGGUUAGCAAACUGAAGUGUGCGUUAGGACCGCUCUCAGGACAUAGUUUAGUUUUCUGCUCUGAUACUUCCUUGAGGAGAUAUUUGGAUGCUCGUAGUUGGAAUGUCGAAAACGCCAAGCAAAUGAUUGAGGAGACUCUUAAAUGGAGAUCAACUUACAAGCCUCAUGAGAUCCCUUGGCAUGAAGUAGCACAUGAAGGUGAGACUGGAAAAGUUUCAAGAGCUAGUUUUCAUGAUCGUCAAGGUAGGACUGUGCUUAUAAUGAGACCAGGUUUACAGAAUACAACAUCAGCAGAAGGUAAUAUCAGGCACUUGGUGUAUCUUCUUGAAAACGCAAUCAUUAAUCUUCCCAAAGAACAAGAACAAAUGUCUUGGCUCAUAGAUUUUACUGGUUGGUCCAUGGCUAAUAAUGCCCCCAUGAAAACAACACGCGACAUUAUCUACAUUUUACAGAAUCAUUACCCUGAGAGACUCGGUAUGUCCUUUCUCUACAAUCCUCCAAGACUCUUCCAAGCAGGCUACAAGGCUGUUAAGUACUUCUUGGACCCGAGAACAGUUCAAAAGGUGAACUUCGUGUACCCAAAUGACAAAGCAAGUGAUGAACUGAUGAGAUCACAUUUUGAUAUGGAGAAUCUUCCCAAGGAGUUUGGAGGAGAAGCAACACUAGAGUCAGAGCCGUGCCAUAGACAUAGAAAAAGAGGCAACCGCCUCAGGCCCCUUCUAAAAUGCUAUUUUUGGGGCCCCCUUUCCUAUUGUUGUUCGGUGUAAUUAGUCAAAUACAAUGCAUGACUUCAUGAUUUAGCUAAAUGGUUACACUAGAUGAUAAUAAUUGGUACAAAAAAAAUCUCUUUAGGAUAAUCUAUUUUAUUUCCUAUUCUUUUAGUUAUAGAUUUAGCCAUUAUCCUAAAUUUUUAC
Raphanus sativus (radish) is the source of this 2337-nucleotide messenger RNA. RefSeq lists its product as uncharacterized. The transcript is spliced from 6 exons. The record is from RefSeq and is a predicted model, not a curated record. The coding region runs from base 1369 to 2190 and encodes 273 amino acids. Lineage: Eukaryota; Viridiplantae; Streptophyta; Magnoliopsida; Brassicales; Brassicaceae. Gene Ontology annotation, molecular function: phosphatidylinositol transfer activity.